AAGACCACAUGGAAAAGACGAAAACAUAAAGGAGCAGAGGGGAACGACAGAUCAGAAGCGCCACAAAAUGGAGAUGCGGACAUUUCGCAAAACAUUCGGCAUGGAUCGAGCUCCAUGUUCGCCCGUGAAAGUGAUGCGGUAUCUCCGCGAUUAGGGGAUAUAAAUCUCGUGUCUAGUGAAAGGACGUUGAACAGUUUGUAUGUAUUGUAUCGUGAUUCGCAAUAUGUAAUCAGUUAUUUUGAAAAUGAUAAGGUUAGUUUAAGGGUGUGUAAUCUUAGCGCGUGCCGUAAAGUAGCGUGGCGAAAUAAUUCUCGGUCCUAUCAAAGUGUACGACGAAGUGUUGGUAGUAAGAUCGGAUCGCGGCAUUAUGAAGUAAUAAAAUUUUCUGAGAAAAACAUAUCUAUAAUAGUAAGAGUAAAAACGAGAUUAAGGACAAAGGGUAAAGUAACAACAUUAAAAGUGGUGACGGCUAUAGCGAUAGUGACGGCGGCGACAGCGGUGGCGCAAGGUGUGAGGACGAGGUGAAUGCACGGCGGCCGCGGUGUGUGCCAGUGGUGUGCGCGCUCGUCGCUCGUGGAAACCCGCCAAAACCCGCGGCCGCGAACAACCACCAGCAAGAGCAGCAGCAAUAGCAAUAACAACAGUAGUAGAAGGAAAAGGAGAAGGAGGAGAAGGAGAAGGAGAAGGAGGAGAAGGUGGAACAGCAUUAACAGUAGUAGUAGUAGUAGUAGUGGUAGCAGCAGCAGCAGCAGCGGGAGCAGAAGACGUUGUGCUGUUUUGACAACUUUCCGCCGCGUCGGGGCGUCGCGCCGUUUUUCUCGCGGCGGCGGCGGCAACGGCAGAAACAACGACAACAGCAACAAGAACGACAAAGGCUUCCCACACGACGACGACGACGGUGGCGGCGACGACGACGGUGGUGGCGGCGGCUGCGUUCUGUUAUUAUUUUGCCGCGGUGCUUUUGACCCUUCGAAUUGGGCGAGUUCAUUGCAGCGCUUUCGCGGGGGUGUCAGCCAGUUUUAUUACUCCGGCCUUCUCCGUCCGCAGCAGCAGCGCCGACGGCGCCAGAACACGAUGUGGUAUAUGCAGUAUGUCUACUAGUGUACGUACUCGAUCGCACCAAUAAUCUGGACUUGUUGAAGUAAUCUAUUCAUAGAGCGAGAAGUCGCCGACAAACUCUGAAUACUGACUCUUUUGGUGUAUAACUUGAACGAGAGUCAAUCGAAAACGAACUAUAUAUCAGUGACGUUGCGACUGAGAAAGGGACGCGACGAACCACGUGAUAUACCUGUCGUCGGGCUGCGUCAUGCAAAGCAUGCUCGAUUCCCCGAUGGCCAUAACCUGAAUUGAGCCGAUUUGACCCGAUUAAACCCGAUUCAACGUAUUCGUAACUAAACGAACGAAUGAAAGAAAACAAACGGUAGCCAUUAACUUUUUUCCUCUUUGCUCGUGUACGCUUUAUUCUGUGGUGUUCUCUAUGCUUCUUGAUAAAGAAAGCGCUAACGCUUUUACACGGCAAAGACGUGAAUCGUUCGUUCGUCAGUUUACAAGUUAUAAUUGUGCCUCGACGGUGUGUAUUCGUCUGAUGAAAAGAAAGUAAAAUUUAAACAGGAAGAGGGUCACCCUGAUUACACUUACUAACAGGUGACUAGAUGAACAAUGGACGGAUUUUCAUGUUGAUAUACGCAUGGCUAUAUCUUCUCGUUCUUUCUGUAUUUUCCUAUAAACGGUGAAAUAAUCGUGCUGUGCCGCGUACUCUGCACAUAGUGUCAUUGGUAUAGUGUCAACCAUUACAUGUAGUUAUCUGAAGGUGGUAGCGUGGGAGUCCGACAUUUUAACCGCUCGUAUUAACGAAAAGAUACAAGUGUCCACGUGUAAAAUACGGUCGGUACAUCAGGGGCGUGAGAAUCGUAACGUCGAGUUUACAUUUAAAGACGAUUCUUUAGUGUCUUCUACGAUUGAAAUUUUAUCAUGCAUGGGAUUAAUAUUUAAUUCCAUGAUCACAAUCUGUUUAUUUUUUCAUUAUCAUAGUCACACUGUUGAUUACCAAAGGAAAAGGUGUCAUCCACGUUUUGUACUGUGAUCGAAGAACGGAAUUUAUGUGACUUCAAGAGAAGGAAGUGAAGAUUUUUACAAAACAGUACAUCCGCUAACAGUUUAACGGUAUUGUUGAGACAUUCGUGCUUUUUUUUUUGUACUUUAUUGUGAAGUGAAGUUUGACAGUAUUCGGUGAAGCGGAUGAUAAUGAAAAAUACCUGACAUCAGUACUGAGGAUCAUGGAAGUUGAUAGUGAAAUUGAAUGAGAGACUCAUCUCAGUACUUAUAACAAUAGAAACAGAAAGAGGAAGGUGGUAACUGAACGUAUCGUCGCCGGAAGUUGGUGGCAAGAAAUAAUUUAAAAGUACGGGAAGAAGUUUACGAACAAGGGAAAUCGAAGGGGAGGGAGGUGAAGAAAAUCGGUUGCACGCACUCGUGGAUCACGUAAUAAGAAGGGAGAGAGAGAGAGAGUGAAAAAGAAAAAAAACUCAGCGCGCGUUGAAGCUUGUAAAUAAGAGUUAUUUUUCGUAUGAGGGAAAAGAAGACUCAUCUACGUCGAAACGAGGAGAUACGAGUAAGAAGACGUUUAGAAGUCCUUGAACGUAAGAAAGUUCCAAGGACUUUCUCUCUCUCCCUCUCUCUCUCUCUCUUAGAAGGAUACACAAGAAACGGAUCGAACACUAGUCACAAAGAGGAGGAAAGAAAAGCUCGAAGAAGGAAAAGGGAUAUAGUGGUCAUAAUAAUCGAGCCUUGUUUUUUUUUCAUGUUCUUCAUUCAAAAUUGAUCCUGUUGUGGAGAGUGACUGGCUUAAAUUUAACGAAAAAAAAAAAAGAAAAAAGACUGAGACAUUUUUGCGAUAGAGAGAGAGAGAGAGAAAGAUAAAGACAAACGAGAGCAACAUAAGAAGAAAAGAGAGAGGGGGAGAGAGAGAGAGAGCUGACGAAAGAAGCUGAAAAACGAGGGUGUAGUGAUUGAGAGAAGAAAGGAAAAAGAAAGGGACCCUGAAAAAAAAAAAA
This is a messenger RNA of Osmia lignaria (orchard mason bee), 3053 nucleotides long. RefSeq lists its product as uncharacterized. The record is from RefSeq and is a predicted model, not a curated record. Lineage: Eukaryota; Metazoa; Arthropoda; Insecta; Hymenoptera; Megachilidae.